This is a messenger RNA of Betta splendens (Siamese fighting fish), 8217 nucleotides long. RefSeq names its product Ras association (RalGDS/AF-6) and pleckstrin homology domains 1b (gene raph1b). Lineage: Eukaryota; Metazoa; Chordata; Actinopteri; Anabantiformes; Osphronemidae. Gene Ontology annotation, biological process: signal transduction. Gene Ontology annotation, cellular component: plasma membrane; cytosol. The record is from RefSeq and is a predicted model, not a curated record. The transcript has 11 exons. The coding region runs from base 2626 to 6366 and encodes 1246 amino acids.
CCUCAUAUACUCUGCCUUCUCGUGUGCGUGCGUGUGUGUGUCGCUCCCAUCUCCUGCUUUGCAUGUCCUUCAGUGGAAAAAUUCAUCAUAACAAUCAACAGCUGCUUGCAGUCAGACUAAAUUAUUUGCUUGGUUUAAUCAAGUGUCAAAGAUCGUUUUUCAUGUGCUGGGGACGCACCACGCCGUCUCCCACUGGAAUGCACAAAUACAAAUCAAGGAGCGAGAACUCUGAUGUUCCAAGAAAGAAAAUAGCAGAAUGGAUUUUUCCACUUAUUGUAGCGUGACUACAUGCAAGUGGAAAGUUCCUACAUGGUUCCACACUUUGGCGUGUUCCUUUUUUACUUCUAGGCUUUUUGUUUGUUUCUCGAUGGAGCUAGCUGUUCAUUUGCACUUUGCUUACAUUAAGAAAUUAGGAAGUUUGGUUGUUAAAGGUUAACAAUAAUAGUUGCAGCUUUUCUCAGUUUGAUACCACAAAUUAAAUAUCUCCAUGUAGCCUUGAAUCACAUAUCUUCAAAUAUCGGCUGUGUGCGUGUGUUAUUGGUAAAACACAAUCUGUUUCACUGUACAGAAGAAACCCUUGCACCAUUCGGCUUCCGUGCGAGUCUCAUGCUGAUCAGACGUGUGCAGAUUUGUGGUUCGGAGUUGGCAGACGUUGAUUGUGAUUUAUCACAAUUGCAGAGCAAAACAGUAUGAGACAAACCACCAACUUUUCAUGUGCUAAAAAGCCUCAAAGAAUUAAGUCACUUUUAGGACUUCGAAUAAAAGGCAGCAGCAGUGAAAUUAAAUAUUGAUAAACCCGUUCAGCGGUUGGUGGGGCUGGUGGACUCCUGCGGCCAAAAGCUUGGACGGCAGAUACAAAACAAUGAAAGUAAUUCUUUGCAUUCCUAUUGGCAUAAUGGCAUCUAGACACUCCAUCUAUCCGGGUUGGCUAAGAGCAUUUGAACGGUUCCACUGAAGGGGGAUUAGGUGGCUGGCCUGCGGCGUACAGGCUGCGAGGGAGUUCACGUAUUAGCGUUACACGUCUCCUCCGCAGCCGCGAUCGCCUCCACUCGCACACUCCCUCUCGCUCCUCGCUUGCAAAUUGGAAUGGUGAAUGAGCGCAGGAUGCUUGGGAACAGGCUCGGAGCGAGAGAGUGGGAAGACAUCAAAGGGAGAGGGUGCCGGGGUUCUUUCGCUUCCUCCCCGGGCUAGACAGAAGACUUUUUUACAACUGGCUCUGGUGGAGCUGUGGGGAGAAGGUGGAAGGGAAAAUGGCUGUGGAAGAGGAAUCCGGCUAAUGUCUAAUAAAAGAGCUGUGGGUCUCAUGGUGAGAGGGAAUAAUGGAGGGGAGAGGGCGAUGUGGAUGGGGUUACGCACGCUGCGCCUCAGAUUGACUCUGGACUAUAAUCUGCACAGCCUCUGCGGUCUUUCCUGCCGGGUCUCUUACUCGCAGACUAGCUAAAAGCCUGCCAUUACGUGUUGGCCAAACACAGACUUGGCUUUAAAGCAUUAAUGUGUAUGUGCCUCGGAGCUGGUCAUGUGGAAAAGGUAGUCUGGGUCAAGAAAGGGGGGGUUCUUAAGAUAAGAUGCUUGGGGAGCAUCUUAACAGCGCCACAGUCCCCACUUCGUUCGAACACACACACGUGUGCAUGCAUACAUUUAAAUUUGCAGCAACUCAGCAUCUUAUUCACCUGAAUGUCCCCCUGUCCAUCCAUGUCACUGGAGUUUAACAUCAGGUUACCGUGUCCCCUCUGUCCCCAUUGGUUAAAAUGGGUCGAGGGUCCUGGAAGUGGCACUCGCUGGUUGGCUGAACUGUCACUCCACUACUUUUAUGGGGAUUAUACUCUAUCGAUUGGGCACGCUCCCAAAACCUUGCAUCUGUUGGAGAGCGAGAGAUGGGAGGAGGAUGCGAGAUGAGGGGGUGGAAGCGGGAGGGGGGGAGGGGCUCCGUCGUCCCCGCUGUCUCACUUAGGGUUUCAGUCAGGUUGCGAUCUCGCGCUUGGCUGCAUGUGUCGGCGUGCCGGCGAACCCGCGCCGUCACCGCAAGCGGCCGCUCCACGCAGCCUCCGCGACCUGGCUGCUGUCGGGCGCGUGUGAGUGACGGGGGACGUGGACGUGGACGCGAGGCUCGUCCAGCGAGGAUCGUGGUGGAAUAACUUUUUGUUGAGGCAGUCGCCUGCGGUGAAAGUGGGGAGAACAUUCAUUGUUCAAGCUUUUUUGUUUUUGGUGAAGACAAUCCAGACCACUUUUUUUUUUCUCCCCUUUUUAAUGAUAUGCUUUUUAAUUUUUUUUAAGUGAGAUCUUCGUAGGACAUUGCCGUGUCCUCUAAUCAAAGACACUGAGGCUUUCGGAACUGAUCCUACACUCAUCCGCAGCCUCUCGCCCUUCGGGGAUCUUCUACUAUUGUUUCCCUUCUGCUGUAUAGCGAGAUCAAAGGAAGCCGCUGCAGCUCCUUGCGAAUCCAACACGGACCCAUAGGUUGCGAACGGAGCGCCAUAUUCAAGGGGAACCCCAGAACCACGGCGCUGCACAGCUGAUUUAACGCCGCAACGUUUUGUUUUUUGACGCAAUAUUCACACACGUUUGGGGAGAAAAAUUUAAAAAAGGCGACCACUCACGCACGUGGAGGCGUCCACAACCUCCGCAAUGGAGGUGAUGGCGUCCUGUUGGCGCGGGCAGGAGGAGCAAGCUGCCAAACUGAAGGCGGAGAAGAUCCGAGUCGCCCUGGAGAAAAUCAAGGAGGCGCAGGUCAAAAAGCUGGUGAUCAGGGUCCACAUGUCGGACGAGAGCUCCAAGACCAUGAUGGUGGACGAGCGGCAGACGGUCAGGCAGGUGCUGGACAGCCUGCUGGACAAGUCGCACUGUGGCUACAGCCCCGACUGGUCUCUGGUGGAAACCAUCACUGAGUUACAGAUGGAGCGUAUUUUUGAAGAUCAUGAGAACUUGGUGGAGAAUCUGCUGAACUGGACCCGGGACAGCCACAACAAGCUGAUGUUCAUCGAGCGCAUUGAGAAAUAUGCCCUUUUUAAGAACCCACAGAACUACUUGUUGGGGCGGAAGGAGACAUCAGAAAUGGCUGACAGGAAUAAAGAAGCUCUAUUAGAAGAGUGUUUUUGCGGCGGCUCGGUGUCUGUGCCAGAGAUUGAGGGUGUCCUGUGGCUCAAAGAGGAUGGGAAGAAAUCAUGGAAGAAGCGCUACUUCCUCCUCAGGGCUUCGGGGAUCUACUACGUCCCAAAGGGCAAAGCCAAGGCGUCCAGAGACCUCGUGUGCUUCCUGCAGUUGGAUCACGUCAACGUCUACUACGGCCAGGACUACCGCAGCAAAUACAAGGCUCCUACUGACUACUGCCUGGCCCUGAAGCAUCCACAAAUCCAGAAGAAGUCCCAGUACAUCAAGUACCUGUGCUGUGAUGACGUCAGGACCCUGCAUCAGUGGGUGAACGGAAUUCGCAUUGCCAAGUAUGGGAAGCAGCUGUAUGGUAACUACCAGGAGGCCAUGAAGAGGACAGAGGCAGCCUAUGACUGGUCCUCCCUCUCCACCUCCAGCCUCCGAUCAGGCUCCAGCUCAGCCAGCAUACCAGAGUCCCAGUCCAAUCACUCUGGCCACUCUGACAGUGGAGUGGACACAGGCUCGUCUCACGGCCGGUCACAGAGUGUCGUGAGCUCCAUUUUUUCCGAGGCCUGGAAGAGAGGCACCCAGAUGGAGGAGAACUCAAAGAUGAAAAUGGAGGCGUCCAGAGGGGCCACUCUGCCGCACGGCUCCCACGGCCACAGGCACCACAGCCACCAUUCGGUCGACCAACUGGCCCUGACGCCGUCCCCCCAGCCGAUGGUGCAGCCCCAGCCUCACCCGCACCAGCAGCACCCGCCACGGCCUCAGUCCCAGCCCCAGCCUCACCAGCAGCACCAGCACCAGCCCCUGAUGCAGGCCCCGCAACAGCUCCCCCCACACGCUCAGCUGCUGCAGACGCAGUAUCUCCAACAGCACCCGCCACAGUCUCAGCUGCCGCCUCAGAGUCUCCAACAGCACCCUCCACACGCCCAGCCACACCAACAGGUCCCAUCAGUGCAGCCCCACACACCGCCGCAUCCGCAGCACCAGCAGCUGCCGCCGCCGCAGCCUCCGUCUCCCCAGCAGACCACCCCGCCGCUCCCCCAGUCGCCUCAGCGCCCUCAGCCGCCGCCGCAGACCCUCGGCCAACACGACCACGGGCCCCAGCAGGCGGCCCCUCCACCCCCGCCGCCUCCUCCCCCUCCGCCACCACCGCCGCCCCCGGUUCAGAUGGUUUCCCACCACUCGCCGGCUCUCACCAUGUACAAGUACAGCACAAUCACCCGGCUGCAGAACCAGAACCAGGCUGCCAACCAGCAUAGGUUCCCCAGUCACCUCCCCGCAACAGCUCAGCAAGUUCUACCCACAUCUCUGACGCCACCCGCAGCUCAGGUGCCCGUCAAACCCAAUGUGAAUCACAUCGCGGCAAGGACUAAUGUCCCGCCUCCGCCUCCGCCUCCCCCUCCCCCAUCUAUGCCAACCCCUGGAUCAGCCAUGGCUGUGUUGAAGCUGGGCCCUCCAAGCCCUGCUACCCUGCACGCCUUCAUUCCUCCACCCCCAUUGUAUCCACCGGCUCCUAGGACCAAUGGAGUAACAUUUCCUCCCCCGCCUCCUCCCCCGCCACCCCCACCCGCACCCACUCCUAUGAGCCAGCCUGUUCAUCACAACGGGCUCAAGCAGGCACUGAAGGAAAGGUUUCCCAGCCCGCCACGAGACCUCCUGCCUCUAACUGGGGACCUUGAGGAGUCCCCACCUCCAGCCCCUGCUCCACCGCCCCCACCUCCUCCACCUCCACCCCCGCCCCCACCUCCUCCGCCUCCACAGCAGUUCCCGGUGCCACAGCAAUUCCCGCCACCGCCACCAGCACCGCCUAAAACCUUUAACCCAGGCUUUCUCCCUCAUGCUGUCCUCAAGCCCGUGUCACCGGUCACUCCAUUUCCUCCCGCCCCACCUUCUGCUGACAUGAGUGGGCCCGCACCACCCCCACCCCCACCCCCUCCUCCACCUGCACCCCUCAAGAAGCAGUUCAGCCUCCAGGCAGGCCACACCUCCAGUCCACCACCUCCAACUCUGCCCAAGCAACACAGUCUGUCCAAGCCCCCACCCAUUUCUACAGGAGCCCCUCCCACUAUGUCCCUGGUGAAGCAGCUAGCGAGUCAAUUUCCAGGAGCUUCAUCCCAAGGAGCCAAUCAUACAGAGAACCCCAAAGCUCCCCUCUCCCCACCUGCAGUAAAGACCAAACCGAGAUGGCAGCCUGGCGGUGGCCCACAACUACAGUCUCCAGAGUUCCCCCCUCCUCCUCAGGAGACCAACGCUGGAUUCCCUGCCCCUCCGCCGCCGCCUCCUCCUCCACCUCCCCCAGCACCUGUCACAGGUCCAAUGCCACCUCCCCCCCCCCUUCCUCCUGGAAACCUGGGCUCCCCCAUUAAGAGGUCACCCUCUGGCUCCUUCAGUUUGGGAGGCAAAAAACCUCCACCCACCCCACAGAGGAACUCCAGCAUCAAGUCAAACUCAUCAGCCUCCUAUGAGGAAUCCAGGAGAAACUUACUCAGCAAAUUUGCUCCUCAGAGCAACACGCCACCGUCCUCCCCCAUUUCCUCCUCCACUGCAUCUCCCUCCAAGGACCAGUCAGCAGGACCCCCUGCUCCCCCUAAACCAGGCAAGCUCAACCUGAACAACCUGCCCUUGGCACUCCAGGGCAAAGUGAAUCAAGUGAAGCAAACGGGUGGCGAGUUCCCAUCACCACCACCACCUGACUGUGCCUACUUCCCGCCUCCUCCCCCGGCCUCCGACCUCUUCCCCCCUCCUCCACCUCCAGGUAGUGACACCCAUAACGGAGGCCCUCCUAGGGUGGCCGUGGUCAACCCCCAACCGCAGGCUCCUCCUCCUCCACCACCUGUCUCCCUCGUCAGCAAUUCAACAUGGGGAAAGAGUUCCUUGAAAAAGACCCCUCCACCCACACUCGGUCGGCGUAAUAACACCACCCCAGAGCCCCUUCCGCUUUCACCACCUCCACCUACCUCCCCAAAGGGCAGCUCCGGUCAGCCUAAUUUCCUGGAGGAUCUGAACCGGACACUAAAGCGAAAAUCUGUGGGUCGCCAGGGUUCUUCCAACUCUACUGGUCUCACUGGAAAGCUGGACCCAGCAGGGACCAUGGAUGACAUGGCACUGCCUCCACCUCCCCCUGAGUUGCUCCUUGAUCAAGGGAAGCAAAGCAACGGAGGAAACGGUGGCUACGUGUCCGGUAACAUCUCAGGCUAUGCAACGCUAAGACGAGGACCACCGCCCGCACCGCCCAAACGGGGUGACGGCACCAAACUUACUGGAGAGUGUUGAACUUAGAGAUCAGGACACACUGAAGAGGAAUGGACAAUGAAAGGAUAUACGCAAGUGAAGAUUUAAAAGUGGACUAAGAGGGACUUUCUGAAUACCUUCUAGCUACUUUGGUCACAGUGUAUAUACUAAACAGCCCAACCAGACCGUGCUCAAUUAAUGCUUGCUCAUUUUUGUAUUUUUUAACAUGCUUGACUUUCUGGAUCUGUGAGGUUUACAACAACAGGACGAUUAAAACCGGAGCAAACAGGUUUGAGGUCACAGAAAGAGCAAGAUGGUUUAAAUGAUAUCUGCCGCUGCUGUGGAUUAAAUAACACGGUUCUCUAUGGUAAACCCCACCCCUCUGGUAAAACGGGCAGAUUUAAAUAAACUCUAAGGAAAAUUGUGCAAAUGUUACCGGAUCCAGGUCUGAGCCAAAUCACGUCCCCGCUUGUAUCCGCCAUAUACUGUAUUUGUGCCACGUACUGGAGACAAAAAAGGCAUUGGGAUCUUUCUGCUUUGGUACUGCAUGGACUCAUGUAACAACAAGCUGUAAAACACGAAGCUGUUCCAGUGUGUGUGCAUGUGUGAGAGAGAAACCAAGACUGAAUAUACAUACAUGCCAUGUCUGCUCGCAUGUGUGUGUGAUUGUACGAUGGUGAAGUAUUUAAUCAUUAGUAGAAGGCCUUUGUGGAGAGUUUUGCUUUACUAUGAAAUUAUUUAAUGAUUGAUAAAUGGAAGGAUUCUUUUUUUUUUUAAAAAAAAAAGCUGGUCAACAAAAUCUAAAGGAACAAAACAUGAAGGCACAAAGGAAUGUAUAUGGGAAUAAAAACAUGAAGGUUAUGGUUCUGUAACCGUUAAAAAUGUAUGUUGUCGUCUCCAUGGUCUCAAGACUGUUUCACCACUUGGCAAAUGCAAAUCAGAAGAAAGCCUUAUUCCCCAAGUCUUGCACAGAGUUCAAGCAGAGAGGAGAGUUCUUCCAAAGUGUCAGCAGAGCAUGGACUGUGCGACUGGAAAGAAAACGUACUUUUUUGUUUUAUUUAAUGCAAACAUGUAGUGGACUUCUGUAAAUGAGAAGAAGUGUUUUGGUGUAUCUCCAUGGACUGCGUGUGUUCCCUGUGUGUUGGCUUGAUUUUUGGACCUUGUUCUUUUAUUUGUCUAUGUACAGUUGCGGCUGCUGCUUCUUUCUUUGUCCCAGCCGUCUUUUUUUUUUUUAAGUCACAUGGUCUCACAAUCCAGGAAAUAGUGCAGCGAUGGAUUACAGCCAUGUGAUGUGUAAUAAAAACAUAGCCUUGUCUUGUUAAUGUACAGAGCAUUGAAUCAUGUAGUAACCGCAAUCUGACUGGCAUAAGACUGAAUGUCGCUUUUAAUUUUGUGUGUCGAUCUUGUUCCUUGAUGGUGCCAUUACUGCUUCAGCCCUUCGUACACAGGGUUUAGUCCUGAUUUUGUCUCUCCAGAGUGGAUCAUGAAGGGUUUUUAAUUUCUAGAUGAUAUGCCUUCUUUUUUCCGGGUGCUACUCUAACCUUCAGAGAACCCAGUCUAUACAACCCCAUGUGUAUCAGGAUGACAUGUCAUUUAUAAGAUAGAUUUAGUCUGGAAAUGUGUAGACCAUUAUAUCCAGCUUAUCAUGGACAAACCUCAGUGGUGCUUGGUUUCAAACCCUCAUUAACAUGCUCUUUUCUCGUCCUCAGCCGCGGUGGUGUCACCUCCACUUGUAGGCAGCGUGCCGUUUCUUAUGAGUACAGUAUGUAAGUUAUUUAUGUGCUGAUGUGAACAAGUGGGGCUUAAAUGACAUGAAGACAAAUGUUUGCAGAUAAGAGUCAAUGUGUCCUCUUGCAUAUAGAUUGAAAUCCCAAUAUAAAUGUUGAAAUCAGA